AGUAAAAGCUGGUAACCCUCACUGGAGGUAUAUCAGACCCAUGUAGCUAAUUACCGCUAAAUGCUGUCGAGCGAUACAACUAACGGAGAGACGCCUCUGGAAAAGAAAACAACAUGCCGACCUUGUGUUUGCCCCUUUCUCGCCUCGUUAGAAGCAAGAACAAUAUUCGGAAGCUGUUCACAACUAAGGCUUUGAACACGAGAGGUGGAAUACGGGUUCUGAGCUCUCGACCGCUGUGGCAUGUAAACUGUCGGGGUCCGAAAUAUCGUCCCACGUCCUGUCAUCGAAUCCCCAUGGAACAGCUGUUAUCAGCGAACAUGUGUACCAGCUCCUUGAGUGACAAAGAUAUGACCAAUUGGUUGUGGUGUGUUUACAAUGAAACCAAAAGGCAAACUGAAGAUUUAAUCCCAGUGAUAUCAAACAACUUUGUGAAUCCUGACACCAUCUUCGCCAACAAUGAGAUGAGCUUGCAAGAUAUCGAGAUCUAUGGCUUUGACUAUGACUACACUUUGGCCUUCUAUUCCAGCCACCUCCACACUCUGAUCUUCAACAUUGCUCGAGACAUUCUCAUCCACGAACACAGGUAUCCUGAAGGACUGAAGGAAUAUGGAUAUAUCCCUGAUUUUGUGGUUCGGGGGCUACACUAUGACGUUCAGAAGGCUUUACUAAUGAAGAUUGAUGCUUUUCAUUACAUUCAGCUGGGAACAGUCUACAGGGGGCUCCAUCCUGUGCCAGAUAAAGAAGUCAUUGCUAUGUAUGAGGGCUCCCACGUACCCCUGGAGAUCAUGAGUGACUUUUAUGGCAAGAGUUCCCAUGGACACACUAUGAAGCAGUUCAUGGACAUCUUCUCACUGCCUGAGAUGACCCUGCUUUCAUGCGUCAAUGACUACUUCAUGAAGCACAACAUUGACUAUGAGCCCGUGCAUCUCUACAAAGAUGUCAAGGAGGCCAUAGGAGAUGUCCAUGUGAAAGGAAUUAUGUAUCGAGCUGUGGAGGCAGAUAUCGAGAAGUAUAUCUGUUAUGGUGAACAGACCCAUGCUGUUCUAAGGAAGCUUUCAGAAAAUGGAAAGAAGAUGUUUCUAAUCACCAACAGCCCCCUGGAUUUUGUAGAUCGGGGAAUGAACUACAUCAUUGGAAAAGACUGGAGGGACCUAUUUGAUGUGGUCAUAGUGCAGGCCGACAAGCCAGGUUUCUUUAAUGACCGUAGAAAGCCAUUCAGACGAGUUACUGAUAAAGGAGUGUUGCUGUGGGACAGGAUUCACCACCUGGAGAAGGGGCAAAUUUAUAAACAGGGAAACUUGUAUGAGUUCUUGAGACUUACUGGCUGGAGGGGAUCAAAGGUUUUGUACUUUGGUGACCACAUCUACAGUGACCUUGCUGACCUGACACUGAAGCACGGCUGGAGGACAGGGGCGAUCAUCCCUGAAUUACGGAAGGAAAUCAAGAUCAUGAACACAGAGGAGUAUGUGCAUACCAUGACUUGGCUGCAGAGUCUGACCAACCUGCUGGAACACAUGCAGGUGCACCGAGAUGCAGCCUCACAGGCAGUGAUUCAGCAGUGGGUCAGAGAGAGAGAAGACAUGAGGUCUCGGGCAAAAAACAUCUUCAACGCUCAGUUUGGGAGUCUGUUCCGCACAUAUCACAACCCAACCUACUUCUCCCGCCGUCUGUCACGCUUUGCUGACAUCUAUAUGGCUUCCAUCAGCUGCCUGCUCAACUACGACCUCCAGUACACCUUCUACCCGAGACGUACCCCACUGCAGCACGAGGCCCCCUUCUGGCCAGAGCAGACAAGUGCAGGGGCUAUGAACAUACCCUUCCAGAACCAUGGGACAGGAUUAAAGUAGAACUGUGGGAAUAACAGGUGGCAUUAUUUUUACCUAGCAAAAUGUGAUCAUCAUAGCAAAAUGCUGCUGUUUAAGUACAGACACAGACACAUCAGCCACACAAAUGUGGUCUUUUAUUUUUUGAUAUUGGAGAUGAGAUGACCAUGCAAUUACCAAUUAUCAAUUCAAAGCACCAUGCAAUUCCCAAUGUAAUGACAAAGACAUUACUGCUGCACACACACACACACACACACACACAAAUAACUGGGACUAUUUGGUUUCUCUUUUGCAUGCUUUACCUUUAGAUGGCAGAAUUCAGCAAUUCAGCUAAGCAUGUCACAAUCGUGCAGCUGUGCAGUAAAAUCAUCGGUCAAGGGUUCACAUUCAGUGUUGAAUGUUAGAAAAAGAAUGUGAUAGUGGGUCAUCCUCCAUCAGACGUGCAAAGCAGCUAUAGCUUUUUAGUAUUUUAAGCUGUCACUACCUUGUUUUUAGAUUUACAGUAUACCUGAUUCUGUGUGAAUGUUUUGUCUUCAGUGACUGGCUCUUUAUUAACUAUAGUUUAAAAGAAUAUUUUUGAAUUGUUUUUUUUAUUAUGUUGCUGAAUGAUUAGCUGUUUCUGGAUAAUGUGCAUAAGAGAGUUGUGGAGAUUUUAUAAUAAGCAAUAGCUCCUCUUUGUAUGCAGUGCAUUAUAGAAGCCCAGUUCGGCUCAUAGAAAUUGUUCAUGUCUUCUGUUCAUGCAUGCUAAAACGGGCAUAUGUAGAAUAUAACUGUCCCUUUUUUGCUCUGAUGCUACCAGCAUCUUGGAUCCAGACCCUAACAAUAGCCCAGGGAUGGAUAAUUCUAGAGACCCACAGGACUGCACUGUUGACAUAAAUAGCUUUUCACUGUGCAAUUGCCGUGACUCCAAAACAUUGUAGUAGUUGUCGCUACUUGUGGCAGUAGUACUGGUAUCUGACCAGAAAACCCAGUGCGUAUCCUGUCAAAGUAAACCAUAAUCUGAAAUACUGCAUUUCUUUUCAUAACAUCUGUCCUUGCGUUGUAAACAGGAACUUAUCAGCCCCAAUUUUCCAUUGUGGAGUGAACUGUUUGGUAUGCACAAUUUCUAGCAAGUUACAAAGGUAUAUGGAAAGCUGCAUAUAAAUUAUUCAGAUUUACAGUUGAAACCUUGUCUUAUGUUUUAAAUGCCUUUCAUUCUUUAUGUAUCCAGUGUAUUCAUGUACUGUAUGAUUUACACAGUAGUUUUAAAAAAAUACCCUAAUUAUUGAAUGUGUAUUGACUCUCAAAUUGUGUAACUGUGUAAUGUCAUUACAGUAGAGCUUUGAGUUUUUAAAAUGUAAAGUGUAAGUGUGCAUUUUCAUUCUACAGAAUCUAGGGCUGGAUUCACAAGAAUCAUAAGAUAAACAAUAAGAGGUUCACAAGUUCUUAAUUGCAGUUCUCUUAAAACUUAAACAUUUCUCAAAUAUUCUCUUAUAAAAAUCUUUAUUUUCUUAUGUAGACUAUGCCAUAACUAAUUUGUUACAUAACCAAUUGCAUUUUCCAGUUUACCAUAAAUGAUGUGAAAUACAUUUUUAAUUUGUAUUAACCAUUAUUUGGUAUAUACAAUAUAAUCCACUUAGAACACAGCAAGAUGGAGGAAAAACAUCAAACUAGUGUUAAAAAAACCUAUACAUGAUGGUGGAGGAAAUAGAACGUAAAAAGAAUGUAGGCCGUAUUUCCAAAAAUGUAUACUUUGAGUAAAUUAGUAUUUACCUUGUCAGUGCUUACAGUAUGUAGACAAGUAUGUAAUCGUUAAGAAAAUAUAUAAGAGCAUUUUUUUUCCAAGAAUAACACUUGAUGUUAGAAUUGUUUUCUAUGAGAAAAGUUUAGAAAAAACAUUUCUUGUUUUUUUUAAGAAUAAGAUUUUUUUUUCUGAAGUGUGAAAUUAAGAAAAAAAUAUAUUUAAGAAAAUGUUCUUUCUUAAGGCACGUUCAUGAUUCCGGCCCCUGAUAUUAUAUAUAUUAUAUCUGGUUAUCCAGUUGUCAUUUUGCUUCAUUUCAACAUAGCACAGUACACAUGUUCUCAUCACAAGGCAGCUGCUUAAACAGCUUUAUACAUAAUGGUGUCUUCAUAUAUAAAUUAAUACAGUUCCUUUUUGUAUUUGCACCAUGAAUUUAAAUGGUUAUUUUGCUUUUUUUCAUAACUGAAAAGGGACAGAUUGGGCUGAAGGACCUCCCUAGACACAAUAGCCUUGAGUCAAAACAGUAUUUUGUGGUUAUUUUGACUUUUUGCAUGGUUUACUGUAUUUCUUUUUUGUGAAACCAUUAUUUGCAAUAGAUCAUAUUUUAGAUGUAUUUAUUAAAGCUUCCAUG
Molecule: messenger RNA, 4174 nt
Organism: Electrophorus electricus (electric eel)
Lineage: Eukaryota; Metazoa; Chordata; Actinopteri; Gymnotiformes; Gymnotidae
Gene: nt5dc3
Product: 5'-nucleotidase domain containing 3
Molecular function (GO): 5'-nucleotidase activity
Source: RefSeq, a predicted model, not a curated record